CACUCCCCCCGCCUCUCUCUUCGUCACAUCAGGGUUUUCCGUCGAUCUGCGCGGAUUUGGCUUAUUUAUUUAAUUACUCGUUAUAUAAUACGCACUGACUUAAAACACACGCACUCACUCCCUGACCGUCCUCAGCCUACUUACGGAACAGAUGCACUAGUCGUCUUAACAGACCUGAGGCAACAGCGCUGACCUGAAUUUCCCCCAGACCUGUUUCCCAAACUGAGGCGGGCUAACAGAUACACAGGAAGACAGACAGCAGUGUCAGCAGCUACAUCUACAACAUCCCCCCACCCCUAAAUCGUCCUCUUCUUUAUCACAUCUGACAUGGCGGACCCCAGUCUCACAUCGCCCUCUGGGACCCCUCUGCGCUCCCCCAGCAGCUCUGUCACCCUGUCCUUCCCCUUCUUGAGCGAGAGGAGCCGGGUGUGGGAGGAAGGAAGGGAGCAGCCCCUGCCGCGAGAACUGCCCAGCCCACUGCCGACCAAACGCACCCGCACAUACUCUGCCACUGUGCGCGCUCACUCAGGUCCAGUUUUUAAAGGAGUGUGUAAGAACUUCUCCAGGUCACAAGGUCACGGUUUCAUCCAACCUUCCCACGGCGGUGAAGACAUCUUUGUUCACAUCUCAGACAUCGAGGGGGAAUACGUCCCAGUUGAGGGAGAUGAAGUCACAUACAAAGUAUGCCGGGUCCCGCCCAAAAACCUGAAGGUGCAGGCGGUGGAGGUGAAGAUCACACACCUCAAGCCAGGAACGAAACAUGAGACCUGGUCUGGGCAGAUCAUCAGCUCGUAGGGAGAGAGCUGUGGGCCUGUUGGGCUGCACUGGACUGGAUUUGGUGUGCGCUGAAAGAGGUGCUCUGGGACUGACACUUUUUUUUUAAAAGGUUUUCCUUUCACAGAAAACAUGCCCGGUGUUAAUAAGAGUCAAUAAUGAAGUUGUUGUGUCUACCCUACAGAGCUGACAUGUCCUGUUCAAAAGUGUCCACUGCUGUCAUGAAUUUUGUUUGGGAUUGUAAACUGACCUGUGAGAGCUUUGAAAGGAUGGGUCUGUAAAGGAUGAAAAAGUAGAAAAGACAUCAUGCUGUUAUAUUAUUCUGAAAACUGACAUAAGUGAGGCGUAAACUGAGGAGAGAAAGUUGAACAACAGGCUAGAUUUGGUUUUACUUCCCCUGAUAGCAGCUCACCAAAGUUUCAGGGAUCACAUGUCUGGGUCAGAUCACUUAUCACAACAUACUCACAUGUCCAACUUUGAACAGAUGAGUAGGAACUUCAUAUUCAAUGUGUUAAAAUAUUAAAAAAAAUAUUAAGAGUAUUAAGUCUGAAAAGAUCUAAAGAAGUUAAAACUGGUUUAGCAUUAAAAGCCCACAAAAAUCUAAAUCCCUACAAAUCUUACAGUAGCUACUUCCAUAUUUGCACCCAUGACAGGACCUCCUUUUUGUUUCAGAUCACCAUUUUAAGACACACAACUGAGAGGGAAAUGUUCUUCUGUGUUAUUGUCAAUGUUAGAGUAAACUUUUAAAUGUUGUCUGUUGUGAUGGGAGACCGAGGCAGACAAGAUCAAACAUUAACAUUUCAAAAAUAUGAAAUAUAUACAGGUUAUUGCAAGCGUUUCCUUUAAGAAUAACCACCUUUUACUGUAUUGUCUCGUUUGUGGUCACUUCAUUUUAUCGUUCGCUUGUUGGUUUGUUUGUGCGUCUGUAUGUCAGACCGCAGGCUUUGUUUUUCAAUAAUGCAGUUAAAAGU
Molecule: messenger RNA, 1745 nt
Organism: Neolamprologus brichardi
Lineage: Eukaryota; Metazoa; Chordata; Actinopteri; Cichliformes; Cichlidae
Gene: csdc2b
Product: cold shock domain containing C2, RNA binding b
Biological process (GO): regulation of mRNA stability
Cellular component (GO): cytoplasm
Molecular function (GO): mRNA 3'-UTR binding
Source: RefSeq, a predicted model, not a curated record